GGAAAUGCCAGGCCAGCGGCAGGGGUCGUCGUCGACCUCCGUCCACCCGGCCAGGGAGGAUUCGGGGUCUUCGGACACGGCCGCCUUGAAGGCGAGGAGGGAGAGGCCGUCCGGCGACAAUGCAGCUAUGUGAAUGGUGCAAAAGAUGAUAGUAAGCAGGUACGCUCUUAUUCUCUUCAUCUCGCAGUAGCACUUACCCGUCGAUGCUAAUGGUAAUGGUGAUGGUGAUGCAGUAGAAGUUGAGUCGUAUAUAAGAAUACUGAGUGCAGGCAUUUUGGAAUGGAAGGUGAGUGGUAGGUGUCGGCGUGGUUUUCAGCGCCAGUGGGAUUUUAUUGCUGGGGCCAGAAGAGGAGACGAAGGUGAGAGCGUGGGAAUUUUGGAAGGGGGAUCCAACUCAGAACUCAACCGUUUCCAACUCUCUCCACGUCAGCCGUCACUCGGUUCAAUUUGAGUUUAUUUUGCCCCUUCGCCACACCAGAAAGAACGAGGAAGAAGAAGAAGCAGCAGCAAUGGCGGCCUGCUCCUACCACCAGCACCUCGAAACCCUACCUACGUGGAUCCUCCUCCUCGCCGGCGUCGGCCUCCUCGCGCUUCUCAGGAUUUCAAUCCUCCUCCUCCGUUGGGCCUUCGUUACCUUCCUUCGGCCCGCCAAAGACCUCCGCGGCUACGGCUCCUGGGCCCUCGUCACCGGCUCCACCGACGGCAUCGGCAAGGCGUUCGCUUUCCAGCUCGCCCGGGAGGGCCUCAACGUCCUCCUCGUCGGCCGUAGCCCCGAGAAGCUCCGCGACGUCUCCGACGCCGUCCGCGCCGCGAGUCCGGACGUCCGCGUCGACACCGUCGUCGUUGACCUCGCCGGAGAGCUCCACGACGGCCUCGCUCGACUCCGGAAGGCCGUUCGGGGCCUCGACGUCGGGAUACUAGUCAACAACGCCGGCGUUUCCUACCCCUACGCCAGGUUCUUCCACGAGGUGGAUGAGGAGCUGCUGAGGGACCUGAUUAAGGUGAACGUGGAGGGGCUGACCCAGAUCACGCAGGCCGUGCUGCCGGGGAUGCUCGAAAGGAAGAAGGGCGCCAUAAUCAACAUCGGUUCUGGCUCCGCCGUCGUCAUCCCAUCUGAUCCACUAUACGCUGUUUACGCUGCAACGAAAGCGUACAUUGAUCAAUUCUCAAGAUGCUUGUACGUUGAAUAUAAAGGCAAGGGGAUAGAUGUGCAAUGUCAGGUGCCCUUGUAUGUGGCUACAAAGAUGGCAUCCAUCAGGAGAUCUUCCUUGCUUGUUCCAUCGGCAGACACUUAUGCUCGUGCAGCUUUACGAUGGAUAGGCCACGAGCCAAGAUGCACACCCUACUGGCCUCACUCACUCAUAUGGUGUCUGCUUUCACUGAUACCGGAGUCCCUGAUCGACCAAUGGCGCUUGGGCUUCUGCAUGAAGAUUCGUAAGAAGGGGCAGCUCAAGGAUGCUAAUAAGAAAGAUCAGUAGGAGAAUGUUAGUGAACUUUUAUGUGGUACUUCGUUUCACUAUUGUUUCACCUUCAUUUGAGGUUGCCUACUUCAUAUUGAAAUUUCUAUUUGUAAGUUAUACAAAGACACCGGAAACUCCUUGGGCAACUAUUCGAUUGAUAUCCUUCAAACCAAUUAUUAUUUUAAUUUUUAAUGUUAUUUUUUAUUAA
Messenger RNA from Zingiber officinale, 1668 nucleotides. RefSeq names its product very-long-chain 3-oxoacyl-CoA reductase 1-like. Gene Ontology annotation, molecular function: ketoreductase activity. Gene Ontology annotation, cellular component: endoplasmic reticulum. NCBI's taxonomy places the organism in Eukaryota, Viridiplantae, Streptophyta, Magnoliopsida, Zingiberales, Zingiberaceae. The coding region runs from base 510 to 1478 and encodes 322 amino acids. The transcript has 4 exons. The record is from RefSeq and is a predicted model, not a curated record.